GGUGCCGGCCGCGGGUCUCGCCCCGCCCCCGUCGGGACCGGGACAGCGACCGGGACCGCCAUCGAGGUGUUGCGCCGAGCAGGGCUGCAGGAGUAGGACUAUGUCCACCAUGGUGUACCCGAGGGAGGAGAAACUGGACAAGCUGAGCCAAGAGGAGAUAAUUUCCAACACCAAGCUGGUAAUGCAAGGGCUGGAAGCACUCAAGAAUGAACACAACUCCAUCCUGCACAGCUUGCUGGAGACCAUCAAGUGCCUGAAGAAGGAUGAAGAAGCCAACCUCGUGCAUGAGAAAUCCAACCUGCUCCGCAAGUCGGUGGAGAUGAUAGAACUGGGGCUUGGAGAAGCUCAGGUGAUGAUGGCAUUGUCCAACCAUCUGAACGCCGUGGAGUCAGAGAAGCAGAAGCUGCGCGCUCAGGUGCGGAGACUGUGCCAGGAGAACCAGUGGCUGCGUGAUGAGCUUGCCAACACCCAGCAGAAGCUGCAGCGCAGUGAACAGACCGUGGCUCAGCUGGAGGAGGAGAAGAAACACCUUGAGUUCAUGAAUCAGCUGAAGAAGUAUGAUGAGGAUGUCUCGCCUUCGGAGGAGAAGGAGGGUGACUCCACCAAGGACUCUCUGGAUGACCUGUUCCCAAAUGAAGAGGAAGAGCAUGGUCCUGGACUGCCCCACCAGCACAGCAGUGCCGUGGCAGCUGCCCAGCAGGGAGGUUAUGAGAUUCCUGCACGCUUGCGCACCCUCCACAACCUUGUCAUCCAGUACGCCUCCCAGGGACGCUAUGAGGUGGCUGUGCCGCUCUGCAAGCAGGCACUGGAGGACCUGGAGAAGACAUCAGGCCAUGAUCACCCUGAUGUGGCUACCAUGCUCAACAUUCUAGCACUAGUGUACAGGGAUCAGAACAAAUACAAAGAAGCAGCUCACCUCUUGAAUGAUGCUCUUUCCAUCCGUGAGAAGACUCUAGGCAAAGACCACCCAGCGGUGGCAGCGACUUUGAACAAUUUGGCUGUUCUCUAUGGCAAGAGAGGGAAGUACAAAGAAGCAGAGCCACUGUGUAAGCGAGCCCUGGAGAUCCGUGAGAAGGUUCUAGGCAAAGACCAUCCUGAUGUGGCCAAGCAGCUGAACAACCUAGCCCUGUUGUGCCAGAAUCAGGGCAAGUAUGAUGAAGUGGAGUACUAUUACUGCCGGGCCCUGGAGAUCUAUGAGAGCUGCCUGGGUCCUGAUGACCCCAAUGUGGCCAAGACCAAGAACAACCUGGCUUCCUGUUACCUGAAGCAAGGCAAAUACAAAGAUGCAGAGGUGCUGUAUAAGGAGAUCCUUACCCGUGCUCACGUGAAGGAGUUUGGCUCUGUGGAUGAUGAGCACAAGCCAAUCUGGAUGCAUGCAGAAGAGAGAGAGGAGAUGAGCAAGAGCAAGCACAGAGACAGCACUCCCUAUGCUGAGUACGGUGGCUGGUACAAGGCCUGUAAGGUUAGCAGCCCAACAGUGAACACCACUCUGAGGAACCUGGGUGCGCUGUACCGGCGCCAGGGCAAGCUGGAGGCAGCCGAGACCUUGGAGGAGUGUGCGGUUCGCUCCCGGAGACAGGGCAUUGACCCAAUCAACCAGACGAAGGUGGUGGAGAUCCUGAAGGAGGGGGAUGGCACAGAGAGACAUCGGAGCCUGGGGGGCAGCGUCAAGUACGAGAAUGCCACAGACGGUAGCGAGGAAGUGAGUAUGGGCGUGGAAUGGAGCGGGGAUGGCAGUGGCACUCUCCAGCGCAGCAGCUCCCUGGGAAAAAUCCGGGAUGUGAUACGGAGGAGCAGUGAGAUGUUGGUCAAGAAACUGCAGGGCAAUGGUCCCCUGGAGCCCAGGAACACCAGCAUGAAACGAGCUGCGUCCUUAAAUUACCUGCACAAGUCGGGUGAUGCUUCGUUUGAGGGCACCCAAGGCCUCCGUGCGGAGAGCAGAGGCCUGAGCGCCAGCAGCAUGGACCUGUCCUCCCACAGCUCGCUGCUCUCCUCCAACUGAGCCGGCUGCUCCGCUGCUGGGCCCCCCCGGCUUCCCACUGCACGGGGCAGCUCCCGGCACCUCCCCACACCACCCACUCUGUUCUCCCCAUCACCAGUUCUCGUGCCACCGUCUGCCUGCCUAGCCCGGCCUCCCCCGGGGGUCCCUAGCUAGUUCGGGCACCGCAGCCCCUCCGCAUGCUCCUCUGCUGCUCACCGGGCCCGCAGCUCCGGUGGCCGCAUGCUCGGUACCGGUCACACACGCUCGCCAGGUAGAAUCGCCAGCCCGGGGAGGGGGGCUGUCCCCGGGCCGGGGCAGCGGCGGGAGUGCCCCAUGCUCCCCCCCGGGACGCCGGUCCCCCGCCGAAUGAUCGCUGUACUUUAUUUUAUUAAAUA
Molecule: messenger RNA, 2376 nt
Organism: Cinclus cinclus
Lineage: Eukaryota; Metazoa; Chordata; Aves; Passeriformes; Cinclidae
Gene: KLC4
Product: kinesin light chain 4
Exons: 16
Coding region: 101-2002 (633 amino acids)
Biological process (GO): microtubule-based movement
Cellular component (GO): membrane-bounded organelle; kinesin complex; cytoplasm
Molecular function (GO): kinesin binding
Source: RefSeq, a predicted model, not a curated record